Molecule: messenger RNA, 3322 nt
Organism: Ruditapes philippinarum (Manila clam)
Lineage: Eukaryota; Metazoa; Mollusca; Bivalvia; Venerida; Veneridae
Product: deleted in malignant brain tumors 1 protein-like
Exons: 12
Coding region: 177-2288 (703 amino acids)
Cellular component (GO): membrane
Source: RefSeq, a predicted model, not a curated record
UCACUUUCCUUAUUGCUCAUUACCAUUUUAACUGAAUGCCUAUUAACCACCAGCAACGAUAUUGGGACAUUAUUGUACGAGGUGUAUUAAUUACUUAAACGUUGUUGUUUCAUAUGGUUUUGGCUGUGAGCAAGUUUUAAAAAAGCAAACUUUUGGCUUUUAUCGCGCAUACUAAAAUGUUCUUAUUGUACAUUUUUAUUUUUUUUGUUACCAUCUCGACAGUAAAAAGUGAAGGGGGUGCAAUUUGUGACUGUCAGGAUGUUGGAAUAUUAAAGGAUAUAGUACAACAAGUUCUAAUAGAACAACGAAUGGAGUCUGCUAGAAUUAGUAGAUUAGAAGAAAGACUAAAGGCGUACGAGAGAACUGGACCAAUUCCAAAUGAUCGUCUAGAAAAGUUAGAACAAAACGUGAAAGAUAUCAGUAUGAAAUUCAAUGAAACAGUCACCGAGGCAAAGAAUAAAAACAAAGGAUUCAAUCGAGGCAUUGGUGCCAUUGUGAAGAGGACGCUGAUCUCGGAGAAAAAAGAAAGACAAAAAUUAAUUUCAAACAUGAAUGAAAUAGUAAAUGAACAUAAGGUUAUCAUAGAAAAAUUCAAAGUUGCAAUUAACAAUACCAUAGACGAACGUUUCGAAUAUAUACAUGCUAAGCAAGUCAAAUACAAGAAUGAAAUUAAAGAAUUUUUAGAUGAUACGGAAAACGAUACUGCCAGUUUUAUCGAAACUGUAUUUAACAACAUCUCUAUAUUUAAAGAUAAACUUAUGACAGACGUUAAUGGAAAUCAUAAUAGUAUCAAAGAACUGAAUAACGAUAUUCAACGCAUUUCAUCAGAUAUUGUUUCAGUAAAUCAACAUGUAGGGCAUAACAGAAAUAUGGUAGAUACUCUGAGUAAUCAAGUGAAAGAAAACAAAGAAUGGGAACAGUGGUCUUCAUGGGGAGAAUGUUCUGAACUGUGUGGUGCUGGACUAAGAGAACGAGUAAGGACGUGUGCAUCACCAUUUGGUUGCAUAGGCAACUCGAAGGAUUUCAAAAUAUGCAAUAUUGAAACUUGCAAAGUUCGAUUGGUUGGAGGAUCAAAUCAGUAUGAAGGGAGACUGGAGGUAUGGCAUAAUGAGUCUUGGGGGACAGUGUGCGAUGACGGGUUUACAGCGCUAUCAGCAAGUGUUGUUUGUAAGAUGCUAAAUUAUCCACAUACUAAUCCUUUUGUAUUUGGGUCCACACAAUUCGGCGAGGGAACAUUACCGAUACAUUUGGAUGAUGUUAGAUGUACGGGAACAGAAAUAAGCUUACCUCAAUGCCAACAUAGAGGAUUUGGAACUCAUGAUUGUAGUCAUGGUGAAGAUGUCGGCAUAUCAUGUACUCCUGUUCGAUUGGUGAAUGGGUCAAAUCAACAUGAAGGGAGACUGGAAGUUUGGCACGAUAAUUCUUGGGGAACAGUAUGUGAUGAUGACUUUACAGCGCUGUCUGCAACUGUUGUUUGCAAUAUGUUAAAUUAUCCACAUGACAAUCCUCUGGUAUUUAAGUCCGCAUACUUCGGCGCCGGAAAAUGGCCAAUACACUUGGACGAUGUUGAAUGUACGGGUACUGAGAUAAGCUUACUUCAAUGUCCACAUAGAAGUUGGGGAUCAAAUAAUUGUGGUCAUGGUCAAGAUGUUGGCAUAUCAUGUACUCAAGUUCGAUUGGUGAAUGGGUCAAAUCAGUAUGAAGGGAGACUGGAAAUAUGGCAUGAUGAGUCUUGGGGGACAGUGUGCGAUGAUUCCUUUACAGUGCUAUCAGCAAGUGUUGUUUGUAAGAUGCUAAAUUAUCAACAUACUAAUCCUCUGGUAUUUGGGUCGGCACACUUUGGCGAGGGAACAAUACCGAUACAUUUGGACGAUGUUCAAUGUACGGGAACUGAAAUCAGCUUAACUCAAUGUCAACAUAGAGGAUUUGGAACUCAUAAUUGUGGUCAUGGUGAAGAUGUCGGCAUAUCAUGUACUCCUGUUCGGUUGGUUAACGGGUCAAAUCAGUAUGAAGGGAGACUGGAAGUAUGGCAUUAUGGGACUUGGGGGACAGUAUGCGAUGAUUAUUUUGAUGUGCUGUCAGCAAAGGUUGUUUGUAAGAUGCUAAAGUAUCCACAUGCUGAUCCUACAGUAUUCGGAGCGGCUCACUUUGGCCGUGGAACAUUAUCAACAUUAUUAGACGAUGUAAAAUGUACGGGAUCUGAAACAAGCGUGUUUCAAUGUCCGCAUUAUGAUUGGAGAGAUAAUGAUUGUAGUAACAAUGAAGAUGUUGGUAUAUUAUGUAAAUAAGCUGAAUGCAAUGCCAAAAUGGGACAACAAGAAAGGUACCUGGCCAUCUUUAUUCAAAUGUUGUUUAAAAUAGAGUUGAAGACGCGAUAUUAUCGUUAAACGUUCCGAGUAUGUAUGGAAAAGAAUUGAAUACGAAGAUUUGAUAUUCCAUUUAAUUCACAAGUUUACAUAUUUUCUUAAAAUUCAAAGAAUACUUUUAUAAUGUGAGUACAUAUAUUUCUAUGUGUCAUUAUGUGCUACAACCAGAACUUUCCCGGACCUAUGUAAUGAACAUAUUCAGUGUCCUUUACAUAUUUGAAUGAAUUGGUGUUGUUUUAUCAAUCAAAAGUGUUUAACGUGAAUCCGAAUGUCUUCUCCGAAUCAUUUUUGUUAUGUUUAUUACCGCCAUUCAUCGAAGAAUAUUAUUUUCUGUUCUGAUUUUUACAUGAUUCUUUUACCGUCAGUGUUAUUUAGAAUAGAGUGUAUAUAAACGGUACUUAGUAUUGGUUAGAAACAUUAUUGUACCAUUUGUCAUUAAAAACAAAGAAAAUGUAGCAGGUUAAAAAAGAUGGUAUCAUUUUCAGUAAGUAAUGCUGCAUUCUAUUGCAUGUAUGAUCAUGGUUUGUAAAUUACCCUUCAGACAUUCACUUUCAAGAGAGCACGAAAAAAUACAUUUGUGAAGUUUGGUUUGUCACCAUCCUUUAAGUAUUAACACGCUUAGUAAACAGUUAUAUGCAUAAUUUAAAAAAGGAAUAAUUACACGAUGAGGUCUGAUUUGACAAACAAAUGACGUCAGAUAAACUACUACAACGUUCAAUGCAGUUCAACAUAUUUGUAUUUAUUCUCUUAUAGCAUAUUAGAAUAAACAUACAAUGUAGAUAUUAAUUUCCUUGCAUUAUAGUAUAAUAAUGCACGGUUAGUCGUUCAGAUGCUUUAGGCCUAUCGGUCUUUGUGAUUAUAUUUCUGCGCAUUCCAACUCGAACCUUGCGUCAUUCUACAACAAUGCACUGAAAUUGUAAUUCGACAAACAAGAAAUUUGCAGACUCGCUCAGAUU